AUGAGGUCGCGGUUGGGUUUGCCGGAAAGGAGCAGCUGCGUGCGCGGGAGCUGUGGGGAGGAGGGGCGGCUGCGCGGGCCGGCGAAAGACGAUGACAUUGAGGAGGGGGAUCUUCCUGAACACAAGAGACCUCCGGCACCAAUAGAUUUCUCAAAAAUUGAUCCAGGCAAGCCGGAAAGUAUCCUGAAACUGACGAAAAAAGGGAAGACUUUGAUGAUGUUUGUCACAGUGUCAGGAAAUCCCACGGAAAAAGAGACAGAAGAAAUUACUAGUUUGUGGCAGGGAAGUCUCUUCAAUGCAAACUAUGAUGUACAAAGGUUUAUUGUUGGCUCAAAUCGUGCAAUCUUUAUGCUCCGUGAUGGCGGUUAUGCCUGGGAGAUCAAAGACUUCCUGAUAAGUCAAGAAAGGUGUGCGGAUGUUACUCUGGAAGGCCAGGUUUAUCCAGGCAAAGGAGCAGAUGGAAGUGAGAAAGGAAGAAACAAAACCAAACCUGAGAAAGCAAAGAAGAAAAAAGAUGCAGAGAAGAAAUCUAAAAGCAGCCAAGAGGACAACCGCAACCAAACAGAGAGAAGAUCUAUGACAGAUGCAUGAACCAGACUGAAUAGUGCUCUGCUGUUCCUUGAAGGGAAACUUAACUUUCUUUACAAUUUCUGGCUUUAUAGAGGAGAAGGAAGGAAGCAGAUGUUACUGAGGUUUAAAGACUUCUCUGUUGAAAUACACAUGUUUACUUAUCAGUGUUGGCUGUUUGUUUAGUUACAGAAACGGUAAUGUUUAAUACCAGCAAUUGACUACUUUAGUUUGUAAUUCUUUAUGCUUUUGUUGUUGUUCAAAGUUAACAUACAGACCUAUGUCUGAGGUUAUGAACAUAGGUGGAGAGGAGGGAAUAGUGUCUUGGAAUACACCAUGUUAAUCUGUAGUAGCUGCUGUUCGUCUUGGGUAUGCAACUUGGUUGUUGGCUCCUUGUUGCAGAGCUUCUUUCUAAAAGAUACUUCAGGAAGCCAAUUUGCCACUCUCAGUUUGCAAAACAACUUAAGUUGCAAAGAACAAUGUUAUGGUGGACAAAGGUGCUUGAAAUGCCCAGGUUUAAGAUGGGUUUGGUUAGACUGAUUUUCUGUAAACAAAAACUCUUCUGUUUGUCACUGAAAAUCCACAGAAGUGCUUUGAUACAUAAUAGAAGCUAGGCAGAAACUCAGCUAAUGCACUCCAAAUCAGUACAGAGAAGGGAUUCUGUACGCAUCAGACGUGAUGCAGUUGAGUGUAAGGAAGCUACAAAGCCAGUGUGGACAAUGUUAGAGUGAAAAGAAAAGUCACAUUCAUGGCAUUCAAGUUGCUACAGCUGCCAAAGAACAGUAUCCCAUUAUCUAGACAGUGAGUUAGAAGAUACGGCUUUAACUCUUGAAUUAAUUUGUUUUGCUUGAAUCUUUGUAAAAACAUUAGUUACAGUGCAGAGUUAAACUUCAAGGUUGACAUAUCUCUUACUGAUGUUUAAUAACCAGAUUAUUUUUUUUUUCCGUAAAUUCCUGAGCGUGCCAUGGUUGAUUGUAAAUGAGCAGUGGUUUAAAUAAUACGAACCUUGAUGUAUGGGAGCAAGUCUGAUUUCUCCUUGAAAGCCUUUGUGUGGUCAGGAAGGUUUUAUUAUAAUUCCAGCAGUUUUCAGGCAAACUCAUGGCUUAGCUGCCCUUUCCUUUUCCUCUUCUGUUUAGGACUAAAUGCGCCCAGUAUUUGUUGUCCACAUCAUUUUUCAGAGGAUGAGCACAGUAUUAACUGUCUCCAUUCGAUAGUACCAAGAUAAUAUUACUUUCACUCUUUUUAUAAGGUGCUAAAAAAGUGUUUUGGGUGAAAGGUCCUAACUGAACCAUAAUGGUUGCUCUUGUGGAAUAUUUCAUUAUCAAAAGAGGGAAGCUGACUUACUGAGUGCUUGUUCCAAAAUAAAAGGAUGUCACUAAACUUAUUGCUUCACUGAGUAGUCAAACAUUUUAAAAAAUGAUGCACUUAGUUAGAUGUUUGGGAGGGAAAACUAACCUGCCUUUGGUUUCUUUAGUUACUCAUAAGGACUAACUGAUAUUGAUUAAAAUUCUAGGCAAUCAUUUUUCCUUACUUCCAGUGAUAGCAUAUGAAUUGAAGAAACCUUUCCUGCCACACUUCACUAAAUGGUUUUCUGAGUGGAUAAAUGAGAAUCACAUAUUGGUUUUGUAUUACACUGUUAAUCCAAAAGUAUACAGGAGUUGAGGUAGGUCUCUAGACUUGGAUAUUGCACUGCAGAGAGAUGUGCAGUCUGUCUCUUGUUCGUAACUAACUUAACAUGUUGUAACACUUUCAGGUACCUCUCUGUUUUGUUUAAGAAUUUUGCUUCUGAGAAGACGAGCGUAUGUGAAAUGUUACUGCCUUUUUUUUUUCUUUUUACAACAACUCUGUGGUACAAAGAUGACAAUUCAAUUUGUCAUCACGUGUGUGGAAAUGCUCUGUUCUUUCUGGCUUGAGUUUUGGUUGUGUGUGAGUUUUUUUGUUUUUUUGUUUUUUUUUUGUCAAACUAGGUUUUACUGAGCUAAGUAAGUAAUGCAAGAUAGUAUACAAAUAGUAGAAAAUCACAGCUAAGGCAGAGGGUUGAUCACUGCCCUAUGACUAUAGCCCAACUUCUGAGAAUCAGUGCUUGUUGUAGUCAGUUGUAAGACUAUGUUUACAGCAGGCUGGGUCUCUUCCCUUUGUGGUUAGUAGGGUGGGGGCAGCUUUGCUGAAAUUCAGCACACCUGUUGACCAUUUGUUUGUUUCUGAGUAAUUAGCAUGUGCCAAAUGAAGUCAUGUUUUGUGCCACCUUUUUUUUUAAUUAAAAAUAACUCAUUUGAUUUUUUUUCUUUUUUUUUCCCCUCUAAAAGUCUUUGGGACCACGGCACUUGGACUGGUGCAGCUUUCUAUAAGCACUGUUAUGUUGUACUGAUUGAAGAGACCCAAACACAAUACAUAUGCGUGUGUGUACAUGUAUGUAUACAUAUAUAUGCAUAUUGAAACUGAGCUUCUUGAAGGUAAUUUUGUUUAGUUGGAGAUGAUAACUUCUUGUUCUUGCCUCCUUAUCUAAGCUAUACACAGAGGUAUGUGGAAAAAAGCCUGCUUUCAUGACAGCUAAAGUUCUCUCUUUCUCUACUCCACUGUAAUUAUUUCUCUGUUCUAGUGCCAUAACUAAAUUUGCUGGGUUAUCUUUGUGUUUUCACCCAGCUGCCAUUCUCAGAAGAUAGUUUGGCAAUGUUAUUACAGAAAAUGUCAUACUUUGUGAAAACUUUCCAUUUGAUUUUAUUGAUUAAAAUAUUGGAAUAAGCAUCUGA
Molecule: messenger RNA, 3317 nt
Organism: Meleagris gallopavo (turkey)
Lineage: Eukaryota; Metazoa; Chordata; Aves; Galliformes; Phasianidae
Source: RefSeq, a predicted model, not a curated record